Psilocybe cubensis is the source of this 1731-nucleotide messenger RNA. RefSeq lists its product as uncharacterized. The transcript is spliced from 13 exons. Lineage: Eukaryota; Fungi; Basidiomycota; Agaricomycetes; Agaricales; Agrocybaceae. The record is from RefSeq and is a predicted model, not a curated record. Gene Ontology annotation, molecular function: thiamine pyrophosphate binding; carboxy-lyase activity; magnesium ion binding. The coding region runs from base 1 to 1731 and encodes 576 amino acids.
AUGAUCACUAUCGCUGAGUACAUAUUAACCCGGCUCAGGCAACUAGGCGUCCAGCACAUGUUCGGAGUCCCCGGAGAACUCAACCUGGCUUUCUCUGACAUCAUUGAGGAUCAUACAGAAUACAACAUCAAGUGGGUUGGAGGCUGUAAUGAACUUAACUCGGCAUAUGCUGCAGACGGAUAUGCAAGAGUGAAGCAGUCCCUCGGCGUACUUUUGACAAUUUUUGGCCCUGGAGAACUCUCUGCCAUGAACGGCUAUGCAGGAGCUGCUUCGGAGGAUGUUCCUUUGCUUCAUAUUGUUGGCGUACCCAGCACGAUUCAGCAAAAAAAUCAGACUUUAGUCGACCAUACGUUGGGUGAUGGAAGAUAUGAUGAUUUUAGCAGAGCCGCCCGGCAGAUGGCGUAUCCUCAGGCGAUUAUUGACAAGAAAGAAGAAGCAGCCUCGAAAAUCGACCGAAUUCUCAUUGAAUGCAUUUCAAAUUCCCGUCCAGGAUAUCUCGCAUUACCUACUGAUCUUGUAACACAAGAAAUUUCAUCCGACUCGCUACAAUUUCCAUUGAGUCGAUAUGUUGCUCAGAACGACCCCGCAGCGGAAAAAUUCGUUGUGGACCGAAUCUCCCACCUUUUUGGUCAGUCCAUGGCGCAAGGAGAGGAAGCAGUGGUCCUCGUAGACUUGGGUGCUAUCCGGCACGAUGUUGUCAAGGAAGUAUACGAUUUGGUGAAUAGAACAGGGUUCCCUGUCUUCUGUACUCCCAUGGCAAAGACCGCUAUUGACGAAACCUAUGAGCGUUAUGGAGGUGUAUACUGGGGCUCAAUCCUGUCUAGGCCGGAGGUCAAGGAGAAAGUCGAGAACGCGAACAUCGUCUUAUCAAUUGGAUCUUUUAUAUCAGACUUCAACAUGGGUAACUUCAACUACAACAUUCAGACAAGCCGACUAAUUGAGUUGCAACACGAUCGUACAAAUAUCCAAGGCACGAUGUUCCCCGGAGUCGGUAUGAAGCAGCUCAUUCCCAAACUCGCAAACCAGCUCCAUCAUAUCUGCAACGAAAUUAGCAAAACAGCCGUCGCAAAGUAUGUGAACAUAGUACCACAAGAAAGCGACGACGCAAUCACAAAUGCUUGGUUGUGGCCACGAUUCGGCGAAUUCUUCAAGGAGAAUGACAUUAUUCUAGCCGAGACUGGUAGUCCUCAGUACGGGAUUAUUGAUAUUCCUCUACCUAAGGGGUCUGUUUUGCUGUCUCAGAUGCGAUGGGCCAGUAUUGGGUGGACUGUCGGAGCAACACUUGGUGCAUGCUUGGCUGCUUCUGAAUCUACUACACCAAGGCGUAGUAUUCUUCUAGUAGGCGAUGGAAGCUUGCAAAUGACCGUUCAGGAAUUGUCUUCGAUCAUUCGUGCAGGUUUAAAACCCAUCAUCUUUGUAUUCAACAACCAUGGCUAUACCACGGAACGCAUGCUGCACAGGGAAAGCACACAAAAGAAAUAUCCGGACCUCGCGCUCUGGGACUACGCUGGCCUGCUCAAAGUACUUGGUGACUUAGACGGAACUCGAUCGCGGUCAUACAAAGCUCAUACUAAGCAAGAACUUUCUGCGCUCUUGAACGACGAGAAGUUCGGGAAGGGCGACACAUACAUUGAGCUGGUGGAGAUAUUCUUGGAUAAGCUGGAUGCUCCUUACGCUUUGACGAACUGGCCGAAGGCUGGAACAGCGCCUGCGAGGAGAUCUAGAGCUUAG